AUGCCGGCCCGAAACAUGUUGGUGUUCAACGCUGGGGAUGACGGGAUGCAGAGUGAUGUGUGGAACGCAACAAAGACCGUUUUGGCUCGUCAACGAAGGGAGAAUCAGCAAUUGGAAUAUCCGGAAUACGAAGAGGAGUCGAUUUUUGGAGACAUUGCCGAUGAAUCUGAUGGUGAAGAGAAGAAGGAAAAUGAACUCCCCGCGGUUAAUGUGCGGACGUUGGAUUCGUAUUUUAAAGGACUAAAAUCAUCGGCCCCGACUACUAAAAAAGCACCAGUACGAAAGGCGCGAGCAACAGUCCCUAUGGAAUCGAGGAUAAGCUGGACCAAAGCGGUAGCUGCGCGUAAUGCACGACCGAGCAGAAAACAAGAGAUUUAUGAUGAUGAUGAUGAUGAAGGCUGGGAAUUGGAUGAAUCAGAAGAACAGGGAGAAUCAAAUGGUGUUGAAUAUGUUGAUUACGAUGCCGUGGAAGAAGAUAAUGAUAUCGAAGAAGAGGAAGAAGUCUAUGUAAUGCCAGCGAAAACUCGGAACCUUGGAUACGGUCGACGCCCCCAAAAGUCGAUAGCGAGAAUUGGAAAUCGUGGGAGGGUUUCCCGUCCAGUCCGCACAACCGCAUCGCUUCUUCGUCAGGGUCGCAAGCAACAACGCGUCUCAAUUAUCGAUCGAAUCAGCUUUGCGGCUGGGCAGCAUCAACGCCAAUUCCAACCUCCUCGUGAGCGGACAAUUGGAGGGCGCAUUAGUAAACCGGCACGUCGUGGGGCUUGCCCUUGGAACUUGCCAGAAAGACCGGCGGCCAGGGAUUGGACAAGCGUUGAUGAUCGCGAAGAGCGAUUCGAGCCCUGGCUAAAAUGCUGCGCCACCGACAACACUCAUAUACAUAAAGGACGCGGAUUCACAACGGGUCGCCUUCGAGCCUGGGAA
Mesorhabditis spiculigera is the source of this 921-nucleotide messenger RNA. NCBI's taxonomy places the organism in Eukaryota, Metazoa, Nematoda, Chromadorea, Rhabditida, Rhabditidae. The record is from the annotation of a GenBank genome assembly.